CCAAUACAUUCAGUAUGAAUGCAGAUGGCUUGUGUUUGGCACUAGAAACAGGCAAUUGUUCUUAAGUACCACCCUGCUCAAGCUGAACCGAUUCGGAUUCACCGCUCAGUGUCGAUCAAUUGAUCAAUGGCGCAAAAUUGUUCUUAUAGUUUAAUUCAAAAUGCCACAAACGACGAUGGCUGGGCCGACCUUUCCUUCAAAGAAAAAAUGGGCCAACGAUGGAACAAAUUCGCUCUCCUCAUGUGGAAGAACUGGAUGUUGCAGUAUAGAAAACCCCUACAGACCGUGAUCGAAAUUUUGGCUCCGGUCCUAUUUUCCAUACUGCUUGUCGUAAUAAGAAGCCUGGUUGAUCCAGAAUCGCAUGACGCAGUAGCUUAUAAGCCAUUCUGUACCAUCCCCAACUUAACAGCGGCAAACACUUACAAUUUAUGCGGAGAACCGCAAGUUGUUAGCUCGAAAUAUCAAAGCGCUUUUAGACGGUUCACGAGCCUGGCAGAGGACGCAACCAAUGGAACUGCAAAGGGAAUGCUACUGUACACUCCGCAAGAUGAGGCGAGUUCGGCCAUAAUGGCCCCAUUGAACAGCUCCUUCGAGCUGGUUGGGUUCAACAGCUCCACGGACAUGGAAACCCAUUUUCUUGCAGCUGGGCAAGCCGUCUUUGCUGGGGUAGAAUUUUACAAUUUGUCUAAGGAAAACGUUGAUUUUGCUUUACGAUUUCCAGCGGAAUUACGAAAUCAAGAGUCAAUCUUGAUCCAGAGUACUUGGCGGACCAAUUUGGUGUUUCCAGUGUUUCAAACCGCUGGGCCCCGAACUUCUAACAGCUCAACCGGCGCGACUCCUAACUAUUACCAGGAAGGCUUUUUGGCGCUGCAGCACUUGCUAUCCGUUUUUAUAACCAUGCACAAUUCGGGCAUUACCAUACCUAAAGGUAGCAAUUUAACUGAAUGGAUGGACGCCCUGAAUGGAACUUCCGAGAAAAUCCCUUUCAUAUACAUGAGGCGAUUUCCCAAUGCCGAAUGGAAAGAAGACGUCCUUCUAACGCCGCUCAAAAGCUUUGUCAGCAUCAUUGUGAUGCUGAGUUUUGUAUAUACGUGCAUCAACACUGUAAAAGUGAUCACCACUGAGAAGGAGAAGCAACUGAAGGAAGCGAUGAAAAUCAUGGGCCUGCCCAACUGGCUCCAUUGGAUCGCUUGGUUCCUCAAAACGUUCAGCUACUUAAUGAUCUCGAUCAUUUUAAUGGUGGUUCUGCUGAAGGUGCGCUGGUACACCAACACCGAAUACACAGUUUUCACCUACGCCAAUCCGAUCGUGCUGCUGAUUUUUCUGUUCUUCUAUGUCUGCGCCACCAUCACCUUCUGCUUCGCCGUCAGCGUUUUCUUCUCCAAAGCAAACACUGCAGCUACAAUUGCAGGCUUAGCUUGGUUCCUGUCCUAUGCGCCUUAUUCGUUUAUGCAAAACAACUACGACACUCUAUCGCUGAGCGCUAAGCUCGUAGCUAGUUUAGGCUCGAAUACGGCCAUGGCCUUUGGAUUUCAAGUUAUUUUGAUGUAUGAAGGAACUGGCGAAGGAGUUCAGUUCAACAACAUUUGGAAGCCGAACACCCCGGACGAUGACCUUUCCUUGGGACUGUUGAUGGUUGUUUUAACCGUUGAUGCGCUGAUUUAUCUGCUGGUUGCUCUGUACAUUGAAGCCGUUUUUCCCGGCGAGUACGGGGUGCCACAAAAGUGGUACUUUCCAUUCACGGCGACGUUCUGGUGCGGGCAACCGAGGCACAGUGGUGUUGAGAGCUUCGAAGAAGCAGCGGUGAAAAAUGAGGCGGAGUUUUUCGAAACCGAUCCACAAAACUUGUCGGCUGGCAUCAAAAUCAGGAAGCUGCGAAAGGUGUUUGGUACCAAAGCGGCCGUUCGGAACCUGUCGCUCAACAUGUAUCAGGACCAAAUAACGGUUCUCUUGGGCCAUAAUGGAGCCGGAAAAACCACCACAAUGUCCAUGUUGACCGGCAUGUUUACGCCUACCAGCGGAACUGCCAUAGUCAACGGAUACGACAUUCGUUCGGAGAUGGAUGGCGUGAGACGGAGCUUGGGACUGUGCCCACAACACAAUAUCAUUUUUGAUGACCUCACUGUUGCCGAACAUCUGUACUUUUUCAGCAAACUGAAAGGCAUGACGAGCAAAUGGGAGAUUGAGAGCGAAAUCACCAAGUAUGUGGAUCUUUUAGAGCUUCAGCCCAAGAGAAAUUGCAAGUCCAACACACUGUCGGGUGGCAUGAAAAGGAAACUGUGCGUAGGUGUAGCGCUUUGCGGAAAUUCCAAGGUGGUAAUGCUGGAUGAACCAACAGCUGGAAUGGAUCCUUCGGCAAGGCGCGCCUUAUGGGAUCUUCUUCUUCGACAAAAAACCGCUCAAUCAACUGGCAAUAGGCAACAGCAUGGGAUUCCAGCUCUCCUUCAACAUGUGCUUCAGCAUGGCGUUUGUGUCUUCGUUUUAUGUGCUUUUCAUCAUUCGAGAACGUGUCAGCAAGUCCAAGCAUCUUCAGUUCGUAUCAGGAGUUAAAGUAGCCGUUUUCUGGCUGACCACACUGUUUUGGGACUUUUUAACCUACCUAGUCACAAUCGCUGUCCUCUUGAUCGUCUUGAUCUGCUUUCAAGAGGAUGGAUUUACUACUGCUGCAGAUAUAGAACGGUUGGUGCUCAUUUUCGUCUGCUUCGGAUGGUCCAUGUUGCCGAUGCACUACAUUGCCGGCUUCUUAUUCGAGGUCCCCUCAACCGGCUACACCAGAAUGACUCUCUUCAGCAUAUUCACCGGUUGCGCCGCUUUCCUCAUAGUGCAAGUGCUGAGUACUCCUGGAUUGGACUUGGAGUACGUAGGAAACGCUCUUCAUUGGGUGUUGCUACUGGUUCCGCACUAUUCAUUGGCGACGGCGAUCAGCGACAGCUACACUACAUACUCCAGCAAUCAUAUCUGCAACACUUUCUAUGAGGAGUGUCGGAAGGUGCACCCAACCUGGGACAAUGAGGAGUGUUUGCAGAACAGCAGCUUGAGAAGCAUCUGCGAAGGACUCUCCGACGACUACUACCAGUGGGAGUCUCCGGGAAUAGGCCGAAACCUCCUCUACUCGCUCACAGUGGGUGCCGUUUUACUACUGGCCCUCCUCAUCGUAGAGUACAAACUGUUCUCAAAAAUCGUGUACCAAAUGCAACAGUCCAAUUUCCCGAAAAACCCCAAAGAUGUCAUCAAUGAGGACUCUGAUGUUCUGGCAGAAAAGCACCAGAUCAGAAACACUUCGCAAAGCGAACUGUUCCAGAACUACACGAUGGUGUUGAGCGACUUGACCAAAUACUACAAGGAUUUCCUAGCCGUUAACGGCCUUUGCUUGGGAGUUAAGAGCUACGAGUGUUUCGGCCUGUUGGGGAUCAACGGAGCUGGCAAAACGACCACGUUCAAAAUGCUUACGGGAGACGAGGCGAUCUCGCAUGGAGACGCAUGGGUCCAAGGCAACAGCAUAAAAACCGAGAUAAAACAGGUGCAGAAAUUGAUCGGCUAUUGUCCUCAAUUCGAUGCCCUGUUGGACGACUUAACCGCAAGGGAAACGCUGCAGAUGUUUUCUCUGCUCAGAGGAAUCCCGCUGCAGCAAUGCAACAGCCUUGCUGAAAAGUUGGCUUUGGACUUCAACUUCAGCCGACAUCUGGAUAAGCAAGUUAAGGAACUCAGCGGCGGAAACAAGAGGAAGUUAAGCACCUCAAUUGCACUGAUCGGAGACCCUCCAGUGGUCUACCUGGAUGAGCCCACCACUGGUAUGGAUCCUGCGACAAAACGUUAUCUGUGGAACGCUUUAUGUCGCGUCCGCGAUAGUGGUAAAACGAUCGUUCUUACAUCGCAUAGCAUGGAGGAAUGCGAGGCGCUUUGCACCCGUCUAGCCAUCAUGGUUAAUGGAAACUUCAAAUGUUUGGGUUCCACUCAGCAUCUGAAGAGCAAGUUUGCGGAAGGCUACACGAUAACCAUUAAGGUGAAGAAGCCGGAAAACAGCUCAGCAGCCCACCAUUCGGAAACGCAACCCAUUGAACACUUUAUUAGGGACAAUUUUCCAAAUUCGCAGUUGCGCGAAAAACAUGAAGAACUAUUAACGUAUUAUAUCAGCGAUAAAAGCGUGCCUUGGUCGAAGAUGUUCGGCCUGCUGGAAGAAGCGAAAAGAAGAGACUUGAACAUCGAGGAUUAUUCCUUGGGCCAAAGCAGUUUGGAACAGGUGUUCCUUACGUUUACAAAGCAUCAAUUUACAACGGAAUAGAACACAUUGUUUAUUUAUUUAUUUAACUAAUAUGACAUGACGGUUUUACAACUGUGAUAAGAGUUUUUGGAGGAAUCUUAGCCAAAAGCAAAUGCGCAACUGUAACAGGAUUUAAAAUUUCGAAGAAUCCUCCAAAUGGGUUUGUGAUACGUGGCCUUAAACACUGUGAACGAUUUAGAUUGGUUGAAUGCGAUUCCUAUAAUUUCGAAAAUGUAUUAUUGUUUCCUGUUGUAGCAUUCCUAUACGGAUAUUUUACCUAAAGCCCAACUAAUUUUAAAUGUUUUGAUGUUGAGUGAAUUUAGCAUAAUAGAGAUUAGAUAUAAAUUUAUCUUUUACAUAAAA
This is a messenger RNA of Dendroctonus ponderosae (mountain pine beetle), 4624 nucleotides long. Its product is annotated as phospholipid-transporting ATPase ABCA3. Gene Ontology annotation, cellular component: intracellular membrane-bounded organelle; membrane. Lineage: Eukaryota; Metazoa; Arthropoda; Insecta; Coleoptera; Curculionidae. Gene Ontology annotation, molecular function: lipid carrier activity; ATP hydrolysis activity; ATP binding. Gene Ontology annotation, biological process: lipid transport; transmembrane transport. The record is from RefSeq and is a predicted model, not a curated record.